Molecule: messenger RNA, 4047 nt
Organism: Phaedon cochleariae (mustard beetle)
Lineage: Eukaryota; Metazoa; Arthropoda; Insecta; Coleoptera; Chrysomelidae
Source: the annotation of a GenBank genome assembly
GAAUCAUGAUCUGUCUUUCAAUUCAAUUCAAUGUAGAAUGUAGUCUAUCUAUGCUGUGUUAUUUAUUAGUGUCUUUGCCAUUUGUAGUAGGAAGAAUGGAAGAAUUGAAGAAAACAAAAUAAGAAUAUGAUGAGAUGCUUUGUUAGACAAAGACCAACACCAAUUCACCACGGUCACAGUAAUGUAUAAUUAUGGAAAGGUACCUGAUUCAAAUACCAUCUAAAGCCACUACUGCCAGUCCUGAAACUCCUGAAUCUGAAUGUCUUGAUGCAGCACUCGAUCCUACUUUGGAACAUUUCCAGAAGGCACCAAAGGCACCAUGCCCUAGUAUUCAAAUAGAUGAUGAAACUGAAAGGACUAAUAAAAAUAAAGAUGAACCAAAAAAACUGAAGCAAACAUUCCAACAGAAGUAUAACAAGAGUUGGGAAAGUAGAUUUCCAUGGUUGCUAUCGAAGGAUGAAAGAAAAAUAUCAUGCAAAUGUUGUAAUGCAAUUAUAACAUGCAAUUUAAGUCAUAUAAAACGGCAUGAAAAUACAGGGAAACAUCAAAGACUAUACAAAAAGUCAAUCAGCACCCCACAAUUAUCAUCACUCAAAAAAGUAAGAGAAGUUAAUAAAUUGAAUAAAAAAACACAAAUCGCAGAAUAUAAGUUAUUGAUGUUCCUACAUGAACAUAACCUUCCAUUUUUAUUAAUGGAUCACAUACCAAAAAUGUUAAGUUCUGCUUUUCCUGAUACAGAAACUAUAAAGAAUUUAAAAUGUUCAAGAACAAAAGCAACUCUCAUUACAAAAGAAUGUUUGGCCACACAAGCAUUAGAUGACAUCGCAGCAGAUACACAGAAUUGUUAUUAUUCAUUGAUUGUUGAUGAAACUACUGAUGUGUCAACAAAGAAAUCCCUUGCCAUUGUUAUACGUUACCAUAAUGGAACUUAUGUAAAAGACAGAUUUUUAUGCUUGUCUCAAGUGAAUUCAUGUUAUGCAGGUAGUUUAUUCAAAACAGUGUGUGAUGUAUUAAGACAAAAUAAAAUCCCCUUUGAAAAUUUAGUUGGUUUCGAUGCAGAUAACGCUAGUGUAAUGAUGGGUGAUAAAAGUGGCCUGAAAGCAAGGUUCAGAGAUAUUAACCAAAAUAUAUUUGUAAUAGGGUGUGUUUGUCACUCCUUUGCCCUAUGUUCAUCUUCAGCUUGCUUAAAAUUACCUAGAAGUUUGGAGGAGUUUAUAAGGCAGAUUUACAAUCAUUUCGCCAACAGCAGCAAAAGGUUAGAAGAUCUGCAUCAAUUUCAGAGUUUCUUGAACCAGAAACCAUACAAGAUGUUACAUCCAGCUCAGACUAGAUGGCUCUCCUUACAAGCUGUAGUAGAUAGAGUCCUACUAUCCUGGGAUGCUCUGAAACUUUAUUUUACCAGUGCUGUCAUGAUAGAUGGUCUUCGAAGUAGCCAAACAGUAUUGGAUAGUUUGAACACACCAAUAGUGAAAAUUUAUUUACUAUUCUUAAACUACAUUUCAAAUAUUGUGAAUAAAUUGAAUCUAGAAUUCCAAAGUGAAAAACCCAAAAUAUAUAUUUUGAGCCAAAGAAUUUCAGAGUUAUUUAGAACCCUUUUAAGAAAUUAUAUUAAUGUUACACAUUUGAAUACAACAGAACUCGAUAAUAUAUCUCCCAGCAAUCCUGAUCAUUUUUUACCAAUUGAAAAUAUGUAUUUUGGGUCGAAAGUUCAAAUAAUGAUCCAAGAGGUUAAUGAUCCACAGGAAAUACAAAAGUUUAGAGUUAAUGCCCUGGCAUUCUAUGUAGAAUUAUGUUGCCAAAUUAAAAAAAGAUUUAAUUUUAAUGAUCCCCUUUUAACAUUUUUAUCAAAUUUUUCUGUCAAUAAGGCUAUUUCUGGUGAAAUAUUGAGCAUCACUGAGAUAGCCCAGGUAGCACAUCAUAUUGGCUGGAACCCGAUUUCAUAUUGGGCCGAUAUAGAUAUAUCGUACAUGUGAAACAUAAUAUAGGUCCAAUAUGAGAGUAUAUCGGACAUACAAUAUUGAAAUGAUAAUAUUGGUGGAAUAUUGGUUCAACCUGAGCUGAAUAUGGAUUGUCAGCUACAAUAUUGGAGCAAUAUUGGUUGUAAAAUUCGUUAACAAUGUGUUGAAAAACAUAUUCAUAAAUGUUAUAUAAUAUUGUUUUACAAAUGUCGAUACAACAACAUCGUAUACAUAUUGUUUCCGACAUCAAUAACCAAUAUCGCAAUUUGAACAUUCUCCCCAUGUCGAUUCUGAAGCGGUUAUGCAAUAUUGUAUAUUCAAGUUAACCGGAAUAUUGGUUGGAUAUUGUUUUAACAAUAUUUGAAACAUCAUAUUCACCUAUAUUGAUUGAUAUCAUUUUAUCUAUAUCAUGCGGAAGAUAUCGUAUACAUUUUGUUUCUUACAUUUAUAACCAAUAUCGUGAUUUCAAUAUUCUCUUCAUGUCGAUUCUGAAGCGGUUGUGCAAUAUUGUAUAUUGAAGUUCGAUGGCAUAUUGGUUGAAUAUUGUUUCAACAAUAUUCGAAACAUCAUAUUCACCUAUGUUGAUUGAAAUCAUUUCAUCCAUACCAUGCGAAAGGUAUCGUAUACAUAUUGUUUCCAACAAUUAUAACCAAUAUAGCAAUUUGAACAUUCCUUCCAUGUCAAUUCUGAAGCGGUUAUGAAAUAUUGUAUGUGCGAGUUCGACGGCACAUUGGUAGAAUAUUGUUCCAAAAAUAUUUGGCACAUCGGAUUCACCUAUAUUGAUUGAUAUCAUUUCGACUAUAUCACGCGGAAGAUAUCGUAUAUAUAUAUUGUUCCCAACAAUUAUAACCAAUAUCGCAAUCUGAACAUUCUCCUCAUGUCGAUUCUGAGGCGAUUAUGCAAAAUUGUAUAUUCGAGUAAAACGGCUCAUUUUUGAAUACUGUUUAUUCGACAAUAUUCAAAACAUCAUAUUUACCCAAAUUGAUUGAUAUCGUUCCAACUAUAUCAUGCGAAAGACAUGGAAUGCAUAUAUUGUUUCAAAUAUGAAUAUCAAUAACGGCAAUUCAAUAAAUGUCUUAUAUCGGUCAUAGAAGAGGAAAACAAUAUUGUAUUUUCAAAUUCAAUUGCAUAUCGGUUGAAUAGUUUUCCAGGAAUAUUCAGAAAGUAAUAUCAUCUUAUAUUGGCUGAUAUCUGAUUCACUAUAUCAUGUGAGCAAUAUUGUUUACAUAUUGUUUUAAGAAUACAUAUCGAUAUCGAAAUUUCGAUAUGAAUUCCAUAGCAUGCACUCUCAAACCGAUGUCGAUAGAUGGCGCUAUAAAUGAUUCGUAACGAACUCCCAUUGCCGAUCAGACGAGAGAAUAUAAAUAUUGGCUCUAGACGAUUGUAAAGCAUCAUUACCUGGAGUAGGAUCAAUAAGGCGGCUUCCCCGAGGCAAGGCCCUCCCAUUGCACUUCGGCUGGACUGACCUUUGUGAUUAUUCCUAAUGCGAAUAACCCGCAAAUAUUGAUAUGAAAAUAUUCCACCAAUAUUCCGAAGACAACAUAGCUACAUAAUGAUUUUCAAUAAUGUACCAAUAUUUCCAACCAAUAUUGCACCAGUAUAUUACUAUAAUAUUCCAGCAAUAUUGGUAUGACAAUAUUCUACCAAUAUUUUUGAGACAACAUAGCUUCAUGAUGUUUUUCAAUGAUCCACCGAUAUUUCCAUAUAAUAUUGUCGAAUGUUCACCAUUAAUUUCUCGCCAAUAUUGAUAUUACAUUUUGUGACCAAUAUAACUCCACGAAUAUUCAACCAAUAUUGAUAUGAGAAUAUUCUACCCACAUUUGGGAACUGAUAUUGUACCAAUAUCGCCGAAUGUUCACAUUUUUUUUCUCGCCUAUAUUACUUUCACAAUAUUUCGCCGAUAUUUUCAUAAUAUUGCACCGAUAUUGUCCCAAUAUAUGUGUGCUACUUGGGAGGGAUUUUUUUUCCACAGAUAAAUGUAAAUUUAGAAAAUUUAAACUCUGAAUGGAGAUACUUAGCAGAUGCCACAGAUUUCAAAAAAUAUAGUGACAUGGAUUUUGGAGAAUUCUGGCACAAGAUUUUGAUGUGC